This is a messenger RNA of Scatophagus argus, 5450 nucleotides long. Its product is annotated as NACHT, LRR and PYD domains-containing protein 12-like. The record is from RefSeq and is a predicted model, not a curated record. The transcript is spliced from 10 exons. NCBI's taxonomy places the organism in Eukaryota, Metazoa, Chordata, Actinopteri, Scatophagidae. The coding region runs from base 545 to 3937 and encodes 1130 amino acids. Gene Ontology annotation, molecular function: protein binding.
GUGUGUUUUUCUCUCUGUUGUUCUCUAAUGACUCGUGUUAUGUGACUGUUUGUGCCUUCCGUUACUUUGACUCGAUCCUCAGAGUCCAAAGUGUUUGAAUGUGUGGCAGGAGUCGAGUCUGUCGGCCGACACGAUCGACCGCUCGGCUCUUGUGCUUUUUAGCAGAAGACGUUUGAAAGAGUGAAAAGCGGCUUCAGCUGUGAUGCUAACAGCUGCUAACAGUCAGGAAUCAGCGGGAAAGCUUGUUUAUUCUCACACUUUGUUUGUUUGUUUGUUUUUUCCUAAAGCAAGUCACGUUCAUUACCGUAAACAUGAGAGUAGAGACGCCCUGCAGUCUGUCCGUGUUUUAAACUGGCACCAUUCAACUUGAAUCAUUAAAGAGCCCGAAAGUCCAACAAAUCUUCGAGUAGAGAUUAAAGUGCAGCUCAGAGUGUCAGCAUUUCUACGAUGUCAUGUCAGCUGUCAGCUUUGUGUUUCGUCCAAUCACAGCUCUGGAUGUUUGUCAUGUGACUGAGGGGACUGCUGAUCAAUACUGUGUGACAGCAUGUUGUUGUGUUUGUGUGAAGGUGUGGGCUCUGCUAUGAAUCAGUGUGAGGAGACAGAGGAGGGAGUCCCUCCCUCUAAAACCACUCUGUGUGGGGAACAUGACAGCCAGACCAAAGCUCAGAGCCCCGAGCAGCAGCAGAGACCAGACUGUCCUGAACCUGAACCUGAACCCAGCUGUGUGUCCAUGAAGAGUGACAGGUCCAUGCUUCAACCUCCUCUUAACUUCAGAGGUGGACACGACUCUGCUGAAGGAAGGAGAUUUAGUCCACAGAAACACAUCGGUUUUCCAGGAAAUUUGGAUGAAACUCGUGGUUUGACCAACCAAACACUUUGUCAGCAGGUGACACAACAGUCAGAUGUUCUCGGUGGUCAGUCUGUCCAGCAGAAUCCAGCAGACCUGGACUCCAUAUUCAUGCAUCUCGAGGAGAACAUUGUCACUUUUGUGAAGAACGAGCUGAAGAAGUUCCAGAAGGUUCUGAGUCCAGAUGACCCAGAAAGCUUAGAGAGGCAGAGUGAGGAUGAGGAGGUGUUGGAUGGUGAGGAUGAAGAGCAGAGGAGCAGCAGCAGAGACGCAUUUCUGAAGAUCACACUGCACUUCCUGAGGAGAAUGAAGCAGGAGGAGCUGGCUGACCGUCUGCACAGCAGAACUGUUGCUGCAGUUUGUCGAUGUCAGCUCAAAUCUGAGCUGAAGAAGAAGUAUGAGAGUGUGUUUGAGGGGAUUGCUAAAGCAGGAAACCCGACCCUCCUGAAUCAGAUCUACACAGAGCUCUACAUCACAGAGGGAGGGACUGCAGAGGUCAAUGAAGAACAUGAGGUCAGACAGAUUGAAACAGCAUCCAGGAAAACCACAAGACCAGAAACAACAAUCAGACAAGAAGACAUCUUUAAAGCCUCACCUGGAAGAGAUGGACCAAUCAGAACAGUGAUGACAAAGGGAGUGGCUGGCAUUGGGAAAACAGUCUUAACACAGAAGUUCACUCUGGACUGGGCUGAAGACAAAGCCAACCAGGACGUCCACUUCACAUUUCCAUUCACUUUCAGAGAGCUGAAUGUGCUGAGAGAGAAAAAGUUCAGCUUGGUGGAACUUGUUCAUGACUUCUUCACUGAAACCAAAGAAGCAGGAAUCUGCAGGUUUGAAGAGUUCCAGGUUGUGUUCAUCUUUGACGGUCUGGAUGAGUGUCGACUUCCUCUGGACUUCCACAACAAUGAGAUCCUGACUGAUGUCACAGAGUCCACCUCAGUGGAUGUGCUGCUGACAAACCUCAUCAGGGGGAAUCUGCUUCCCUCUGCUCGCCUCUGGAUAACCACACGACCUGCAGCAGCCAAUCAGACCCCUCCUGAGUGUGUUGACAUGGUGACAGAGGUCAGAGGGUUCACUGACCCACAGAAGGAGGAGUACUUCAGGAAGAGAUCCAGAGAUGAGGAGCAGGCCAGCAGAAUCAUCUCCCACAUCAAGACAUCACGAAGCCUCCACAUCAUGUGCCACAUCCCAGUCUUCUGCUGGAUCACUGCUACAGUUCUGGAGGAUGUGUUGAAGACCAGAGAGGGAGGAGAGCUGCCCAGGACCCUGACUGAGAUGUACAUCCACUUCCUGGUGGUUCAGUCCAAAGUGAAGAACAUCAAGUAUGAUGGAGGAGAUGGAACAGAUCCACAGUGGAGUCCAGACAGCAGGAAGAUGAUUGAGUCUCUGGGAAAACUGGCUUUUGAGCAGCUGCAGAAAGGAAACCUGAUCUUCUAUGAAUCAGACCUGACAGACUGUGGCAUCGAUAUCAGAGCAGCCUCAGUGUACUCAGGAGUGUUCACCCAGAUCUUUAAAGAGGAGAGAGGACUGUACCAGGACAAGGUGUUCUGCUUCAUCCAUCUGAGCAUUCAGGAGUUUCUGGCUGCUCUUCAUGUCCACCAGACAUUCAACAACUCUGGUGUCAACUUGCUGGCUGAAGAAUCGCCAACAUCAAAGUGGUUUAAACUGUUCAGAAAUGACUCAAAACUAACUCAUCUGUACCAGAGUGCUGUGGAUGAGGCUUUGCAGAGUCCAAAUGGACACCUGGACUUGUUCCUCCGCUUCCUCCUGGGUCUUUCACUUCAGACCAAUCAGACUCUCCUACGAGGUCUGAUGAAACACACAGGAAGUGUCUCACAGACCAAUCAGGAAACAGUCAGGUACAUCAAGAAGAAGAUCAGUGAGAAUCUGUCUCCAGAGAGGAGCAUCAAUCUGUUCCACUGUCUGAAUGAACUGAAUGAUGGUUCUCUGGUGGAGGAGAUCCAACAGUCCCUGAGGUCAGGAAGUCUCUCCACAGAUAAACUGUCUCCUGCUCAGUGGUCAGCUCUGGUCUUCAUCUUACUGUCAUCAGAAGAAGAUCUGGACGUGUUUGACCUGAAGAAAUACUCUGCUUCAGAGGAGGCUCUUCUGAGGCUGCUGCCAGUGGUCAAAGCCUCCAACAAAGCUCUGCUGAGUAGCUGUAAUCUGUCAGAGAGAAGCUGUGAAGCUCUGUCCUCAGUUCUCAGCUCCCAGUCCUCUAGUCUGAGAGAGCUGGACCUGAGUAACAACCACCUGCAGGAUUCAGGAGUGAAGCUGCUGUCUGCUGGACUGAAGAGUCCAAACUGUCAGCUGGAGACUCUCAGGUUGUCAGGUUGUAUGAUCACACAGGAAGGCUGUACUUCUCUGGCCUCAGCUCUGAGAUCCAACCCCUCCCAUCUGAGAGAGCUGGACCUGAGCUACAAUCAUCCAGGAGACUCAGGAGUGAAGCUGCUGUCUGCUGGACUGGAGGAUCCACACUGGAGACUGGACACUCUCAGGGUGGAACAUGGUGGACAGCAGAGGCUGAAACCUGGUCUGAGGAAGUAUGCCUGUGAACUCACAGUGGACACAAACACAGUAAACACAAAACUCAAACUGUCUGACAACAACAGGAAGGUGACACGAGUGACAGAGGAGCAGCCUCAUCCUGAUCAUCCAGAGAGGUUUGACUGCAGGCCUCAGCUGCUGUGUAGAACUGGUCUGACUGGUCGCUGCUACUGGGAGGUCGAGUGGAGAGGAGGAGUUUAUGUAUCAGUGACUUACAGAGGAAUCAGAAGGAAAGGAAACACUGCUGACUGUGUGUUUGGAUGGAAUAAUCAGUCCUGGAGUCUGAGCUGCUCUGAUGUUGAUGGUUUCUCUUUCUGGCACAAUAACAUAAGAACAGACCUCCCCUCCUCGUCCUCCUCCUCCUCUUCCUCUGUCUCUCACAGAGUUGCAGUGUAUGUGGACUGUCCUGCUGGCACUCUGUCCUUCUACAGAGUCUCCUCUGACACACUGAUCCACCUCCACACCUUCAACACCACAUUCACUGAACCUCUUUAUGCUGGAUUUUGGCUCUGGUUUGGUUCCUCGGUGUCUCUGUGUUCAGUGUAGGAGGGAGAGUCUCCUCCUGUUAGGGAAACACACACACACAUACAAUCUGAAUUGAUUUCUCACAUAAAUAAGCGUGUUUAUCCAAUAAAAUCAGGUUCCAGACUCUCACAUCAUCUAAAGAUUUUUUCCUGAUCACUUUGAUAUUAAUGUUGAUGUUAUUGGUGUGUAAUUGAUCCUGGGAAGGUUGAAAGCUGUCAGAAAUCCUUCAGAGUCAUUUCCACAGUAAAUCUGUGUAUAUGAAUGGAUGGAGGUGAGUGUCAGUGUUCCAGGGAUAUAAGAAACAUGUUGAUGAGACAUUCUGACACUUCUGUCAAAAAUCAACUCAUAUUGUAAAACAUCAAAAUGUUCAUUUUCAUGCAUUUUGUCUUUCUUCUUCACUUCUGCUGUUUGUCUUAAAUUUGGGCUGAAUGAGACGUUUUUAGCACUACACUUCCCAUCAUUCUUUGGGUGAUGUAACAGGAAGUGUAGUGUUGCAGUGGAGUCAGUCGCUGUGUGUCUGUAGUUGCUCCACUUCCCCUCAGGCCCUGGUACUACAGAACAGCAUCCGUCACACAGAGGCCACUUGGAGAGCAGGAGAGUCAGGAGUGAGAGUCACAGUUGGACAUGUUUAAAGCCUCUAUUGCAGGGGCAGCUGUUUGAAAAUGAGUUCAAGUGACUUGGGGACUCGUUCACAAACGAGGGUGGAUGGGCUCAACCUUGGAGACAGGAUGAGGAGCUCAUAAAUCCUGAAGGAGUGUGAAGUUGAUCUAUUGUUGAUCUGCAUUUGAAGAUGUCAGUUUCAUUUCCUUCUGGAGGUGUUAAAGUCACAUCCCUCUAGGAGAUCACAGGGCACAGGUUCCACUGGAGGGAUUACAUAUCCCAUGUGCCUGAGGAUCCCCAACAAGGGGCUGGAAAACAUGAGGGAGAAGGAUGGAUGAGUGAUUCUGUCUCGUCUGCUGCCACCAGAUUGGCCACCAAGAAAGACUUGACAGAAAGAAAUCAAGCGAGGAUUAAUGCCCACAAGGUGUCCGUUACGGAGAAUUAAAAGACAACAGUGAGUCUGUUUACUCCUGGUUAUUUAUAUGGAUCCUUAAAAACAAAUGGCAAAAUGCCCAGCACAAGUUACUUCAUGUGGUCCAGACCUCAAAGCUGUUUCAUUAAAAGGUUCAAUCGAGGACAGACAACUGGUUACAGGCAGGGGUGGAAGUGACGAAUUACAAACACUCACCUUACUGGAUGCAGAGCCUCUGAGGCCUCUGAGCGUCAGUUUCCAUCCGUCUGUCCAGACUCAGACAUGUGGUGACCGACGGGGAGCUUCAUCAGCAACCACCUGAAGCUCAGUGUUACGCCCCCAUUGAGGUGGAGUCUCGGGCAGUGUUUUUCAACCUUUACUGAGCCAAGGUACAUUUUUUUCAUUGAAAACAUCACGAGGCACAGCACCAGCUGAAAAUGUUUAAAAAAGCCUAUAUUAACAAUAUAAAGUCAUUCUGGUCAAAGUGUCUGGAAUAUGAAUGAAAUAAACACUAAGAAAUAA